GUGGUUUACUACAUGAAAGAAGAUUUGCUGCUGAGCCCGGCGACGUCGGCUCUCGUAUGGGGUAUUAGUCGAAUUCCCUGGAUAUUGAAACCGAUAUUAGCGUUCACAUCCGAUUCUAUUCCGAUCCUGGGGUACCGUCGCAAGCCAUAUCUCAUCGGCUCGGCAGCUGUCCACGUUU
This is a messenger RNA of Perkinsus marinus ATCC 50983, 178 nucleotides long. RefSeq lists its product as hypothetical. NCBI's taxonomy places the organism in Eukaryota, Perkinsozoa, Perkinsida, Perkinsidae. The annotation marks the transcript as partial. The transcript is spliced from 2 exons. The record is from RefSeq and is a predicted model, not a curated record.